AUAAAUUACAACAUUAUAAUAUUGAAUAUCAUGCUUUGGCUGGGAGAGUUACUGAUAUUUAUUUCGUCUCAAUACACAUGACAUUCACUCGUGAUCUGCUAUCUCUUUUCUCAGAUUGUCAGAGACAAUAUCAGGAGAAACACUCAUUUUCUCGCCUUGUGUUUCCUCUACCAUUACCAUAUCAUAUCUGCAAGAAUUUCUCUCAAGGUUUUGAAGGCUGCGAAUAUAUUUGUCUGAUACUGUUGUUGAAUUUACUGGUUAUGUCUAUUGUCUAUUAUCAGAAUUAGACCGCCAAUGUGACUAACUUCGCAAGAAUGGAAUGGAGUGCCACGUACGGAUUACAGACUACUGGCACGUUGGUUAAGAUACUAUGAAAUGGUUUAUCAACGAUUCAAAAGGUCCAAAAGAUUUCUCGACAGAGCAAUGGUUUAAAUGGGUGGUUUGAGAAACCAUUUCUCUACCAAUAAGUGUCCCCUGAUUCCGCGUUUCUCGGGAUUAAAGGAACUAACGAACAAUACCGGUUCGGCCAUUCUUGCUCUGCAUAUCAGGUCAAAUUUAGAGCCCGGAGUCAAGGAAUAUUCGAGUGAGAAACGUUGAAAUUUAACGAGAGGAAAUAAAUACAAAUCUGCAAGGCAUGAGAAACACCCAAUCCAUCCUUUCAGGGUUAACCUUGGAAGCAUAGCGUCCAUGGAUAAAUAACGCCUGGUGAGGAAAUGCAGCAACGGCUAUUAUCCAGAAAAAAUGUCCUCCUACAUAUCACGUCGGGAUUGCCUGGCAUACACUACUGAUGUGCUGGCUCGAUUCCCCCGUGGACUAGUCACACAAACAUUGCGAGAAACGAAUGCAUUUUCAGCUCAACAAUCAGACCUGCGCCGUGUUGUAGUUUCUCGGGGACAAGGUGAAGGCGAAGACAAUGCUCCUGUCUCAAUGCGUGGAUCCAGGCGUGUCAAAAGGUGGCUUCCAAAUAUAGUGCUAAAAUUUUGCUCAACCCGACCAGGGUGCAGAGCAAUUCUUGUGCAACUCAGGGGCUCGGAUCAUUUUGGUCCGGAUUUGAUGCAGAUUCUUUCUUUCAAAUAAGUUAGAAGAAAUAUAUUACCGCCCCAGCAUUAACAUUAUCAUCCAAACUGGAGGGUCCAGAGAAUGCAACGGGAGGCUAUAUUGACUCUGUCAAACACCGUAGUUCAUGCAGCCGCAAGCUGGUAAAUCCAUUUUUCCCUUCCUAAAUGCCAUAUAGCCAGUAGAAAAAAAAGCACCAUUCGCCCAUUUGCUCUCAGCUGGGCAGCAUGGAAACAAAGGAUUCAAGCAGAGGGUAAAC
Molecule: messenger RNA, 1315 nt
Organism: Blastomyces gilchristii SLH14081
Lineage: Eukaryota; Fungi; Ascomycota; Eurotiomycetes; Onygenales; Ajellomycetaceae
Exons: 1
Coding region: 742-1077 (111 amino acids)
Source: RefSeq, a predicted model, not a curated record